This is a messenger RNA of Vespa mandarinia (Asian giant hornet), 1129 nucleotides long. RefSeq lists its product as uncharacterized. NCBI's taxonomy places the organism in Eukaryota, Metazoa, Arthropoda, Insecta, Hymenoptera, Vespidae. The record is from RefSeq and is a predicted model, not a curated record.
AACAUUCAGCGGAUCAUCGGCUCACCGUACGUUGGCUAUUACAAAAGUUGUGCGUAGUGAAACUUGAAGAUUCCGUUUGUCGAAAGGUCAAAAGAAGCGUUUAAAAUUACAUUUUAACGAUUUCAUUGUCUUCGUGAUCGAUGAAACUGUGAUUGUUGCAUUUCAUAAAUGCAAACAAAAUUAAAAACGAAAUUUUGCAACUGAUCGUUUGAACAAAAAGAUUAAUUCGACAGAGCGAGAGAUGAGUGUCACUUGUAUUAUUAAUUUCAUUAGAAAUAUGAAAGAGAAUAAGAUAACAGGCACGUUCGUUUUAAUUAUAUAAUGGCUCGUUUCUAUUAUCAAUGCAAUUUUGAUUUAAAAAACGAGACUGGAUACGAUAAUGCUGUAUUAAAACCAUUCGUUUGUCCGCCGGACAAAUAUUGUCCUUAUUGUUGUUGCAAUUGGCAGUGUUGUAUCGUGGUACAAAAACGUCCACCACGACAAAUCUGGGAGACUUGGUACUUUUGGUUGGGCGUUGCAUUAUUAGCUGUUUUUAUCCUAAUUUCGGUGUGCAGCUACGUAGUCAGUAAUUAUAGGCAUAACGUUCAAGGUGUGCCGUUCCGACAUAAUGCACGUAUUAAUGAUAACGAACGAAACCAUCGAGCAAAUCGUUCUAGACCAACACAAAACGAGGUGUCUAUAAGUAUAAUUCCUACAUCAGGAUUACUACCGGGUCAUAAAAAAAUGGUCAUGAUUUCUACACAAAAUAAUGUCGCUCAUUUGACUCCGAUCGUAGCCUAAAAUUAGAGCUUUCAUUUUUCUUUGGAGAAGUUCGGAAAGAAAGUAUGACGGUUUAGAACAUUCUGUAUUAUGAAUGCUCGGUUACUAUGACACCUCGAUCAACGUUUAACGAUGAGAAUGAAGGCAUGCAUUUUAUUGCAUUUGAUCGCGUGUACUUAUCGCAAAUGCAUUAUUUUAUGCGAUCUCGACAUAAUGGUAGACGAUGGUUAAUGUUCAAUGAUUAUGAGGAAAGAUCUGCAGGGAGACUGGACGAACUCAAUUCAGCCUUUUAAUCUUGCUGAAAAGAUUUCAAGUCAAACGACUUUCAAGUUAUAUAAAAAGUAUUCAGAGAGAGAGAGAGAGAGAGAGA